Messenger RNA from Argiope bruennichi, 1781 nucleotides. Its product is annotated as protein DEK-like. Gene Ontology annotation, molecular function: DNA binding; histone binding. Bases 131 to 1372 code for a protein of 413 amino acids. The record is from RefSeq and is a predicted model, not a curated record. Gene Ontology annotation, biological process: chromatin organization; regulation of double-strand break repair. NCBI's taxonomy places the organism in Eukaryota, Metazoa, Arthropoda, Arachnida, Araneae, Araneidae. The transcript is spliced from 12 exons. Gene Ontology annotation, cellular component: nucleus.
GACUUUUCUUGUUUUUUCAGACAUUGCAGUUUCUUAGCAGGCGUCUAUAUUCUGCAUUUUCGUUAAAAAUUUUUAAUUUAUAUAUUUUGAUUUGUGUUUAGUUUUUGAGAGGACACUAUCUGUCAACGGGAUGUCUGAAACUAAGGAAGAAAGUAAUUCUACGUCAUCUGAUAUGAAACAAGAAGAGGAUUCUCCCAGAGCUGAAGAAAAUAAAAACCUUGAUGAAUCUUCUAAAGAUAGUGAAAAAGACAGUGCAAAAGAUGAUAGUGUGAAGGAAGAAAGUGGGAAAGAUGGAAGUGAAAAAGAUGAAAGUGAUGAUGACGAUGACGACGAUGAAGAAAUGGGGCUUCUUGAUAGACCUGUUGAAGUUACUGGUUGCCGUGCAAGAAAACAGGUGGAGCGCCUUGAAGUAAGCUUCAAUGCGCCAAAGGAGAAGCAAGAAUUUCAAGAAGGCAAAGGGCAAAAACUUGGUGAUUGUCCUAGAAUUGAACAUCAGAUUCAAAAAACUGCAAUUGAGGAUUUAAAGCCCUUGCAUAGGAUCCUGUAUGGCAGAGUUGGCUCCGCAAGUCAGAUAAAGAAAAGCAUUCGAAAAUUUUCUGGAUUUCCUUUUGGAAAGAAUAGUCCUGAGUUUGAUCGUAAAAAGGCAUCAGCUGAAAAACUUACCAUAGCUGUUUUAAAGAGAGUCUGUGAAUUGCUUGAUAUUGAACGUAGUGGUACAAAGGAAGAAAUUGUCAUGAGAAUACUUGACUUUUUGUUGGAGCCCAAAGAUUCUGGAAAGAAGGUUCCAACCAAAAAAAAGGCUGGCAAAGAGAAAAAGAAGAGCUCUGAAAAGAAGUCAAAAAAUAAUAAGAAAGCAAAAACUAAGAAAGAAAUCGUAUCUGAUGAUGAUGAUGAUGACAGUGCUAAUGAAAGUGGCAGUGAAGCCAGCGAAAAAGAAGCAAAUGAUGAUGAUGAUGGUGAUGAAGAUGAUGAUGAGGAUGAGGAUGAUGAAAGUGAUUAUGAUACAAAGAAGAAAUCAAAAGCUACUAAAGGUAAAAAGACUCCAGCAAAGACUGCCAAAAAGGCAGAGAAAAAAGGCAAGGCUAAGAAGGAAGAGAAGAAGAGUUCAGCUAAAGGAACAAAGCGAAAAAGAGAUGAAGAAGAUGAUGAUGAUGAAUCUGCUAGUUCUGAUGAUGAACCAAUUGCGAAGAAAAAUAAAAUGCCCUCUGAUGAAGAAAUUAAAAAAUUGGUGAAAAGGAUUCUGGAUGCUGCAGAUUUGCAAGAAAUAACCAUGAAGAAAGUUAUCAAGCAGGUUGCUGAUGCAUAUCCUGAUUGUGAUUUGAGUCAUAAGAAAGCAUUCAUCAAAACAACUAUUAAAUCCGUUAUCUCAUGAUUUUUCAGAUCUGUUGUGUUGCCAAAGUCUGUCAUGAGCUAUGUAAAUCAAUGUUUCUAAAAAAAUCCACCUUUCAACAUUUGUCAUUAUUUUACUCUGCAAACAUGUACAUCAGAUUUAAUUCUAGAGUUUAGGCUAAUUUGAAAGUCUGGACUUUCACCCGAUGUUUCAUUGAACCAGUGUUUUUAAUGUGAAAAUUCAUACUUUUAACGGUGAUUCACUUGUAUACAUAAUUGAAUGGAUUUAUUUGAAUUGUGUAAGCAUAAAUGUAUUUCAAUAUAUUUUAUUUUAUUAUUAUUUUUUGUUCAUAAGAUUAUUGGUAUUUGAGGUUUUUCAAUUUCAAAUUAGCCGCUUUUAACUAUCAUUUUAUGUAAUCUUAUAGAUCAUCAUUAAACAUUGAUUUUACGUC